AUGAUUCAGCUCUCAGAUUUUGCCAAAGAAAUUAAUAGAUCUACUCCGCAUGUCAUUUGUGAAAUUCUAGAUUACAACUUUGAUCUCGGUUUGCAAAUUGAUCAACGGAUAGAAUUUACAAGCCGGAUGAUGACCAAAGUAAGGUACUUGAUGACAAAAGCCAAAGUGGAAAUACCUGAAUUUGUAACAGAUGUCUUUGAACUUCCUAUGACAGUAUCAACAACAUGCCGCUCACGUGUAAAGCACUCAAAUUACAUUGUCAGCUAACCAGAGGUUGAAAGAAGAUUUAGAAAUAAGGCAAUUUGUUAUAAAGGAGGAGGAAGAAUGUGCCUCUAUAAUGUCCUUUGAGGUAGAUGGGUCGGUUGAGUAUGAAAAUGCUCAACAAGAAAACAAUGUCUCUGAUAAACUUUGACCUUUAUGCUAGCCAGGUAUCUCCUCAUCAAGUCAAAGGGGCCAUGUCUAAUGAAACAGAUGUACUACAGAGUGCUGUUGAAACAGGAACACUUGGCCUGAAGAAUGGGCCUACUACUGACAUCUGUAUAAAGGACUAA
This is a messenger RNA of Coregonus sp. 'balchen', 551 nucleotides long. NCBI's taxonomy places the organism in Eukaryota, Metazoa, Chordata, Actinopteri, Salmoniformes, Salmonidae. The record is from the annotation of a GenBank genome assembly.